Gregarina niphandrodes is the source of this 258-nucleotide messenger RNA. RefSeq lists its product as hypothetical. Lineage: Eukaryota; Apicomplexa; Conoidasida; Eugregarinorida; Gregarinidae. Bases 1 to 258 code for a protein of 85 amino acids. The record is from RefSeq and is a predicted model, not a curated record. The transcript has 2 exons.
AUGGAUCGCGUCUUCGAAGGCCUCAUAGGGAUAGAUGUCGUUGUUUGGACGAGGUGCUCGGGAGGUGGUCGGGAGGAAGGUUUGCUUCUUAAGCUGAAGAAGAGCGAAUACGUCAAGCGAGAAGCGAAGCUGUUGGGGUUCAUUGUGAGCGAGAAAGGCAUCAAGCUGGAUCCGAAGAAGAAGGCUGAGUUCGUUUGGAAUGAGGAACAGGAACAGGAAUUCCAGAGCAUCAAGAGGUCAGUGGCCGAGUAUUGCUAG